AAGCAAUUAUGUUGUAAGACAUUAAAGAAAGAGGAUGUGAAGGGUUUACAAGAUGAUAUUGUCAUUAUUUUGUGUAAGCUUGAGAAAAUCUUUCCACCAGCUUUUUUUGAUGUGAUGGUGCACUUGGCGAUACACUUGCCACGUGAGGCUAUGCUUGGAGGACCUGUGCAUUAUAGAUGGAUGUAUCCCAUAGAGAGGUUCUUGGCCAAACUUAAGGCAUAUGUGCGAAAUAAAGCUCGCCCAGAAGGUUGUAUUGCAGAGACAUACAUUUCUAAUGAAUGCUUAAUGUUCUGUUCUAUGUAUCUUACUGGGAUUGAGACUAAAUUUAACCGGGAAGAGAGAAACUUUGAUCGAGAGAAAGAAACAGUUAGCCAAGGAUUAUUAAUUUUUUCAAGAAGUGUCCGCCCUUUGGUGGAUCAAAAUAUGAGGUCUUAUCAGAUCAAGAGUUUGAGAUGAUUCAGUGGUAUAUAUUAAACAAUUGUGAACUUGUCGAACCAUUUUUUGAGAAACACAAAAUGGAGCUUGAGUUGCAAAGUACAUUAUUUGUUGAAGAAAGGCAUAAAAAGAAAUUUCCAUUGUGGUUUAAAAAAUUUGUUACGUCAUUGCGAAAUCAAGGCUUGCAAGAAGUGUCGGAUGGAUUAUUUUCUUUAGCUUGUGGUCCAGAUAGACGCGUUAGAAAGUACACAGGAUGCAUUGUUAAUGGGGUCAGAUUUCACACAAAAGAACGUGAUUUUCAUUUGAGAAGUCAAAAUAGUGGUGUUAUGGUUGAAGGAAUGCAUGAAGAGAAGGAAAUUGAUUUUUAUGGUGUUUUGACAGAUAUCAUUCAAUUAGAUUAUAUAAAAGGAUGUGAGGUUGUCAUGUUUAAGUGUAAUUGGUAUGAUGUUGAUGGUAGGAAGAGAAGAAUUCAUAAAGAAGGUAAUUUAGUAAGCAUUAAUGUUAAUAAAUGCUGGUAUGAAAAUGACCCAUUCAUAUUAGCAAUUCAAGCAAAGCAAGUUUUUUACUUGGAUGACAUCAAGUUAGGUAAAAAUUGGAAAGUAGUGCAAAAGUUUCAUCACAGGCACUUGUAUGAUAUUCCUGAGAUUGAACAAAUUGAAGUUUCUGAAAUGUUUGAUAUGGAUGACAACAUAGAUCAAGAGAAUGAAUUUGAAGAGAAUGAUCGGACUAUCCAUGUUGAUGAUUUUGGAAGACAAUCACUACAUAGAGAUGAUGUUGCACCAGAUGUCAUUGAUUUUGAUGAUGCUUCCAUGGAAAACUUUGGCCAACAGAGUCAAAGAGGGCUUAUUGAUAUUGAUGAGGAAGAGCUUGGAUGCAAUGAUGAUGAUGAUGUUGAUGAUGUUGAUAAUGUUGAUGAUGAGGACGAUGAUGAUAGUGAUGUAGAUCCUAUGUUUCACUAAAUGCUAGAAUCUUGUUGUUUUACUCUCAUUUCAAGGUAUUUAUCCUAUCUUAAUCAUAUGGUUUGUUUAUUUACAAAACAUCAGUUUUUC
Messenger RNA from Dioscorea cayenensis subsp. rotundata (Guinea yam), 1484 nucleotides. RefSeq lists its product as uncharacterized. Bases 453 to 1394 code for a protein of 313 amino acids. NCBI's taxonomy places the organism in Eukaryota, Viridiplantae, Streptophyta, Magnoliopsida, Dioscoreales, Dioscoreaceae. The record is from RefSeq and is a predicted model, not a curated record. The transcript has 4 exons.